This is a messenger RNA of Porites evermanni, 5717 nucleotides long. NCBI's taxonomy places the organism in Eukaryota, Metazoa, Cnidaria, Anthozoa, Scleractinia, Poritidae. The record is from the annotation of a GenBank genome assembly.
AUGGCAGAUGGAUCAAAAGAACACAACGAGGAAACGACAGAAAUGGCUGAUCUAUUCCCGGAAGAAACAGAAAACAACCGAGAGAAAGAAAAGCCAAUAACGAUCGUUUCUUUUUUCGUUUUUGGCUUCCUGAUUUAUGCGAUUUAUUCGCUGAUCAUAUCGGGCGCUCAAGAUAUUCUAGCUGGCACGGUUGUUCCCACAUCCGCUGUAUUAGUCGCGAAUGUUGGCCCAUAUUUCGUCGUAACAUCUGUAGCACCGUACUUCAUCCAAAAAGUCUCUUAUUUUCCUCGUAUAUUGGCAAUUUUUUGUCUAGAGGUCACCGGACUAAUCAUGGUUGUUGCUUCCAAGCAAGUUGGCGCGAGAUUAUUCGGAAUAUCCCUGUCUUCAUUUGGUUUUGGCUUGGGAGAGUUAUCGUUUAUUGCCAUGACUUCCUUCUAUCAUGACGCCGCUGUCAGCGCCUUUUCGGCUGGUACCGGGGCUGGUAUUUCUUUAGCGCCAUUGUAUUACACAGGUAUCUUAUUUCAUGAAACUUUGUAAUUUAAUUUCAAAUGUUUUUGUCAUUCGUAUCGCAUUUGCAUCUAGCCUUUUACAAAAUCGGCGUCCCCUCGUCAGGGAUUCGUGAACCAGUAUGUUCAAGUUUCAUGACCUUAGUACGGCUGAUUGAAAUAGCGUUUCGAUUCCCAAAGAAGUUAAUUUUUUGCUUUUAUAUUUGGAUUUCAGUGGCUACCUCUUUGCUUUGCAAUUUUUUUGUUUCCAUUGCUGAAAGCAAUUUGAGUAUCUGCAAAGUGAGGUUUUGUCGUGUCGAACAUCAUUACUUAGCUAAAUAGACAAAGAAAGUAAAAUUAAUUUUCAAGACACAGCUGCCUGCAACUCAAGCUAAUGAUAUUCAUGAAAUGGGAAUAUUGGGCCAAUUUCACGAUAGUUAAUUAAAGUAAAUUUCACAUUUUUCUUUCGUAAAAUUCGCUAUCUCCCUUAUUCUAUGACCACAGAGAAAUAUUUUGAUGGUAAAUUAUCGGGGGAAGAUGUUUUAAAAGCACUGAAAGUCUCUGCAUUUUAGGUUAAAUUCUAAGCCAAGAGAACCGGGACUGGCAACCAUUCGUGACGCCAGUCUUGUGUUUGGCUUUAAUUUGCGUUUAAGGAGCAUCUUUUUCUAGCUAAAAUGCUGAAAAGUGCAUAACCUGGAAUUUUCUUUAACUGUUAUAAGUUUUUGGCCGUCCGUAAAAAGAACUUAAGUUUGACUAAUCGAUUCCUUUUUAAUUCACAGCCAUGACAACUUGGGCAUGUCUGUCUCCAUCUCUUACUAUCUCAAUCAUGGCGGCCAGUUUGAUUUUCUUGCUGAUUUUCUAUGGCUUAAUGGAGAGAAAACACUCACAAUGCGAACAAAAGACCACAACAGGAAUUACGCGGAAGGAAAUUCAAUAUUCACCUAUAGACGAGCAGACCAUAGAACGUAAAGAUAAUCAUUUGACAUGGGACGACAAAUUAUUGGCUAUAAAAGGAGUUUGCCCGAUCAUUGCUUCUAUAAUCAGUGCAUGGAUCGCAGAAUACUUGAUCAUCCAAUCCGUGAUCACGACUAUAGCGUUUCCUAGUGCACCAUUUCCACCCCGAGAUCACUACCAGUAUUAUAUAUUCGUUUUUCUUUUCGGUGAACUGUUCGGUAGAUCUUAUCUGAUAGUGGCAUCGUAUUUGACGCCAAGCGUUGCUCCGAAGCUUAUUUUCCGGAGAAUAUGGUUCCUUGCCGCGGCUGAAAUUUCUAUUUUAGUUUUCUUUUUAUGCGCGGCAUGGUUCCGCUUUUUGACUGAUGUUUCAAUAGUUUUAAUUCUUGCCUUCAUUGGUGGCAUAAUAAUUGGUGUCAUGUAUGUCAACAUGUUGGCAAUUUACUCCGAAAUUGAGGAUCCUACUUCCAGAGAGUUUGUGUUAGGUUAUGCAUCUGCUGCGACUGGCGCUGGGGCGGUUACUGCUGGCUUAUUAGGAUUGCUGGUCGAGCCUUGGCUGCGCCGUCAUUGUUUGAGUGUGGUAACCAAUAGCAACUUCUGUUUCACUCGAUCCCAGGGUGGACGAGUUUGUAGAUGAAUUAGUCAGUAACUAUAAACAAGGACAAAAGGAGGUCUGUAAUUUGUACAGGUCUUGACUCUUGCAGUGUAACUAAAAUAAGGAAUUUGUUGUAUAUACAAUAAACUAUCAUAAUUAAUGGUUAGAUAUAUCGAUUCCCCUAGAGGACAGUGGGCUUAAGGUGCGAGUGUUUUUGAAAGUGUGAUUGAUUGUGACUAACGGGUUAAAUUUUCCAUUCAGUUCCAUUGUUCCUUCGUUCCACUCUCUUUACCGAAGUUAUAACCAAAAAAUCAUUUUUAAAGUUGAAAAUUAGACCCAGGCCGUAAAUAAAGUACUUGUGUGUAAAUAUCGGAUAAAUAACCGGCGAACCCCACCUAAAUAAGUUUCAACAUAUCGCCGGAUUAACUUCGCCGGAUGGCAAUUAAAUUAACUAAAGUUAAAUAAAUAAGGAAAUUUAUAGCAACGGCAACGACCAUGUCGUCGAAAACUUCGCUAAUAAUCAAUCUAAGUAGAAUAUUUUUAAAAUACUUAUAAGAGUUGAACUGAAAAAUAAAAGGUGUGAAAUGAAGGCUUACACGGGACAAUACCUCGGGGUGAGGAAACAAAUCCAAAGUGACUUAAGGUGGCUGAACACAGUUUGAUUAGGUUGUGCAUCGUUAACAUUCAUUAGGGCGUUAUUUAAGACUCGUUGCAUGUGUAAAGCUCAAAUUUUUGCACGAAAAAAUAUGUUUAUGAGACAUGACAUUUAUAGCUUUAAAAGUGGGAUUUGGAUCGUUGUCAUGGCUACAUGGCUGUUUGAAAACAAUCCUUUGCUUGUCUGUAGAAAUUCCCAUGAUUCAUAUCGGUCCUUGUACAUGGACCCUUCUUGUUUUGUCCGAACUGGUGGACAACCGCCACCUGCUCCAACUGUCAUUGUUAUUAUUUUCUUCGACGAAAAUGUCAAUUAUCAUCGGAAGACUAAAAAAUAUAAGGUAAUUCGUCAAUUGCAUUCAGAUGUGUCAGUUUGCUUGGAAAUCAUUGGAAUUAAAACCAACACAUUUGACCCGUGGAUCAUAUCAAAGGAGGCACCAUUUCUCAUCUUGGAUUUGCGGAUUAAGAAUCUUCUCUCGUGAAGAGUUGGCAUAAGUGAGCCCUUGUUUUAUUAGUAAGUCUUUCUUGUGGCCACCAGGAUGUAUAACGUAAGCGAUCGGAAUGUGAUUCUGGACAAUCAAAAUCAGUUUACUAAAAAUUUGCUGCCAUGACGUGAGCCGAGCUUUUUACCUUAAGAAAUAUUGCCUUUUUUAGUGAAAUAUACGUGGAAUUUGGCUACGAUUUUGAACAUUAUUUAAGUUUAUAGAUUCGAAUCAUCGAUCAAAGGAAAGGAGAGCAAUUAUAUUAAUAUCUUGGUGUAAAUCUACGACAGACGGCAGGUCAAAAUGGAGAACUCUUCAAACAAAUUCGAAGGAACGGAAGAUAAGCAAAACGACAAAGAAAUACUAAGCCACGAAGAACAGGAAAGUAAGGGUAAUGGAACUCAACAACCGAAAAAGGAACGAGUGAAGAACCUCUUAUCUUUUUAUGCAUUCGGAGCGCUCAUUUAUACGGUUUAUUCGGUAAUAAUUUCAGGAGCGCAGGACAUAUUGGCUGGAACUUUUAUUCCUACCGCUGCCGUUUUGGUGACAAACGUUGGUCCUUACUUUCUAGUGACGAUGAUUGCGCCCUAUUUUAUACACAAAGUGCCUUAUGUUGUGCGAAUAGUGGCAGUUUAUGUAUUUUUUACAGCAGGUCUGUUUAUAAUUGUCUACGCCAAGGAGGUCUACCUUAAGCUAGUGGGAAUCUGUACAACAUCAUUAGGAGCCGGAAUUGGGGAAGUGUCGUUUUUUACCCUUACGGCUUAUUACGAGAAAGUAACGGUUGCCGCAUAUUCGGCUGGUACUGGCUCAGGAUUUAUACUGGGACCUUUGUAUUACACAGGUAAGGCACUAAUGUGAUAUUUUUUUUACCCUUUUAACCAUAAUUUCUCCAGUUUUGGUCGCAAGGCAAACGAUAUUUUUCCCUCACCCGUGUGGGCAGAGUCCACCAUUUGCAACGAGGGCUGCCAUUGGCUUUAAGAAACCAUAGGCAAAGGAUCCAAACUACACCCCUAAUCUCAAGGUGGUGCCCCAGAGGGCUGAGGGCGGUGCAGGUUGUACCGAAAAAUAAUAAAAAUAGAGAUGUAUAACAACUACGAGUAUACCAAACGUUAACCACAGCCAGCAAUCUUGGAGCACAUUUGCAUUUUCCAGUCAGGCCAAUUCAACAAAGCGGAUUGCUGUCUCUUGUAUAACUUCUUAACGGAAGUUUUGCGGGGUAAAGAAGUGGCAUUGUGGGCAAUUCAAGCAGCAGCAGCAUUUCUUAAAGUCCGUUUUUGGAGUACUGUCAUUCAUCGUCUUGACUUGUGAGCUAGACAGGGGUGGGGGCGGAGGGGUUCUAAGGACGCUUGCCAAAUGUCAGAAAGAACUGGUGACCAAGCCAGUAGUGCAUAGAAAUAAGCUAAUUUGACUGGGAAGUUCUGCCAGUAAUAAUAGUAGAAUUAUCUUUACGAAUGGACUAGUCCUGACAAGAGAUAACGCACUUGAACAAUAAGCGCACAAAGACAGCCUACGUCGUGUAAUUAAAUGCACAAGUCCUAGAUGUCUAUCGAAAAGCGAGUAGGAUAUUUAUUGCAUCAUUUUAAACCUUUUAACAUUAUUCGUCUGCACUGGUUAAUUUAGGUUAAGUUUUUCCGAUGAAUAACCUGUACUGUGAGUCGGGGUGAAUUGACUCAGUUUGCUGGUAUAGAUAGAGUACGCGGAAAAUUGGCAUUAGGUCCUAGUAGUCCCGAACGCAACCCUCUACUGAAGAGACCGUCUUCCUCUUAUUUUUCCACAGGUCUAACAACAUGGAGCUGCGUGUCACCAAAUAAUACUAUGAUGAUUAUAGCUGGAUCUCCUCUUCUUUACCUCAUAUGUUAUGCCAUUAUGGACAAAAAACAUUCUCCAAAGACUGCGGAAUUAGAUUCCCAGUCUGACGAGACUAAAGACAAAACAGAUUUAAAAUGGAAAGAAAGAAUUUCGGCCGUUGGACAGACGCUUCCGUUAGUAAUAUCUCUGUUUAUCUGCUACAUUUCCGAGUAUGUGAUAAUUCAAGCCGUGAUUACAACAAUGGCUUUUCCAAGCGCUCCAUUCCCCCCGCGUGUUCACUACAGAUAUUAUAUUUUCAUAUUCCUGAGUGGUGAGUUUAUCGCUAGGUCGUAUCUGGCUGUCAUUGCGUCGGUCAAGCCAAGCCUUGUCAAUGUCUUCGCUAUUCGGAAAAUAUGGGUUUUGUCUUUGCUCCUGUUUGGUCAACUAGUAUUUUUCUUUUUAGCCGCAUGGUACAGAUUCUUACAUGACGUCUGGAUCGUUUUCAUUUUAAUCUUUGCCGCUGGGCUAGAAGCAGGCGCGGCCUUCACUAAUGCGUUCGUGGUGGUUUCGGAGACUGAUGCUCGCAUCAAAGAAUUUGCGAUGGGUUUUGCGACCAUCGGAAUGGGGGGUGGGACAUUCUUUGCAGGAGUGGUGGGACUUCUCAUAGAGCCACUAAUUCGGGAUCACUGUCUGGUGGUAUCUGAAGUCGGUGAUUAUUGCUUCACAAGACCGUUUGGUCGUUGGAAUCAAACAAUGACUUGCUGA